AUGCUGACCACUUAUUACUCGGCUUGGCUUUGGUGCGGUUUGUGGAGAGGAUGUGUGGAGGAGGAGGAAGAGGGCUCCCGCGCCCAUGUGCGUCCUGGUCCAUGA
This is a messenger RNA of Colletotrichum abscissum, 105 nucleotides long. RefSeq lists its product as uncharacterized. The transcript has a single exon. The coding region runs from base 1 to 105 and encodes 34 amino acids. NCBI's taxonomy places the organism in Eukaryota, Fungi, Ascomycota, Sordariomycetes, Glomerellales, Glomerellaceae. The record is from RefSeq and is a predicted model, not a curated record.